Molecule: messenger RNA, 2888 nt
Organism: Drosophila ficusphila
Lineage: Eukaryota; Metazoa; Arthropoda; Insecta; Diptera; Drosophilidae
Gene: Mcm2
Product: DNA replication licensing factor Mcm2
Exons: 2
Coding region: 114-2777 (887 amino acids)
Biological process (GO): mitotic DNA replication initiation; DNA replication; double-strand break repair via break-induced replication
Cellular component (GO): nucleus; MCM complex
Molecular function (GO): 3'-5' DNA helicase activity; single-stranded DNA helicase activity; single-stranded DNA binding
Source: RefSeq, a predicted model, not a curated record
GAAACACUUCCCGCGCAUUUCGCACGCGUCGCCAAAACAAGAUCGGAAGCAAAAACAGAAGGCAGAAAUCAGAUUGCAAACAAACGCCGAGGAUAACAAACGCACCGCUUGACAUGGACAAUCCAAGCUCUCCGCCACCAAACACGCCCAGUGACGCCGCCGAGCGGCGCGAGCUUCGGGCUGCGAUGACAUCGCCGGUUGGCGACUUUGAGCCCUUCGAGAACGAGGACGAGAUCCUCGGGGAUCAGACGGUGCGCGAUGAGGGCGAGGAGGAAGACGGCGAGGAGCUGUUCGGGGACAACAUGGAGAACGACUAUCGUCCCAUGCCGGAGCUGGACCACUACGAUCCGGCGAUGCUGGACGACGAGGAAGACUUCUCGGAGAUGUCGCAAGGCGAUCGCUUUGCCGCCGAGUCGGAGAUGCGUCGACGCGACCGGGCUGCCGGAAUCCACCGUGACGAUCGCGAUCUUGGCUUUGGUCAAUCCGACGACGAGGACGACGUAGGACCGCGGGCCAAGAGACGAGCGGGCGAGAAGGCGGCUGUGGGCGAGGUGGAGGACGCCGAGAUGGUAGAGUCGAUCGAGAACCUGGAGGACACCAAGGGUCACUCGACCAAGGAGUGGGUCAGCAUGCUUGGACCUCGUACCGAAAUUGCCAACCGUUUUCAGUCCUUCCUAAGAACUUUUGUGGACGAGAGGGGAGCCUACACAUACCGCGAUCGCAUCCGGCGAAUGUGCGAGCAGAACAUGUCCUCGUUCGUUGUCUCCUACACAGAUCUGGCCAACAAGGAGCACGUGCUGGCCUACUUCCUGCCCGAGGCCCCUUUCCAGAUGCUGGAGAUCUUUGACAAGGUGGCAAAGGACAUGGUGCUCUCCAUCUUUCCCACUUACGAACGGGUGACAACCGAGAUCCACGUGCGCAUCUCAGAGCUGCCGCUUAUCGAGGAGCUGCGAACGUUUAGGAAACUGCAUCUGAAUCAAUUAGUUCGCACCUUGGGCGUGGUAACCGCCACCACGGGUGUUCUUCCCCAGUUGUCCGUGAUUAAGUACGACUGUGUGAAGUGUGGCUAUGUCCUGGGGCCUUUUGUCCAGUCCCAGAACACGGAGAUCAAGCCCGGUUCGUGCCCGGAGUGCCAAAGCGCCGGCCCCUUCUCCAUCAACAUGGAACAGACAUUGUACCGCAAUUACCAAAAGAUCACGCUGCAGGAGUCGCCGGGAAGGAUUCCAGCUGGUCGCAUUCCCCGGAGCAAAGACGUCAUUCUGCUCGCAGAUUUAUGCGACCAAUGCAAGCCAGGUGACGAACUGGAGGUCACUGGCAUAUACACAAACAACUACGAUGGUUCCCUGAACACCGAUCAAGGAUUUCCCGUUUUCGCCACCGUGAUAAUAGCCAAUCAUGUGGUCGUCAAGGAUUCUAAACAGGUUGUGCAAUCGCUGACGGACGAGGACAUAGCCACCAUUCAGAAGCUUAGCAAGGAUCCGCGCAUUGUGGAGCGCGUGGUGGCCUCCAUGGCGCCAUCGAUUUACGGCCACGAUUAUAUCAAGCGGGCUCUUGCCUUGGCCCUUUUUGGCGGUGAGUCUAAGAAUCCCGGCGAGAAGCACAAGGUCAGGGGUGACAUCAACUUACUGAUCUGCGGAGAUCCCGGCACGGCCAAGUCGCAGUUUCUCAAAUACGUCGAAAAGGUUGCUCCACGGGCUGUUUUCACCACAGGCCAGGGUGCCAGUGCUGUGGGACUCACGGCCUAUGUGCGCCGCAAUCCCGUUUCACGGGAGUGGACCCUGGAGGCGGGCGCUCUGGUGCUGGCUGACCAAGGAGUGUGCCUCAUCGAUGAGUUUGACAAGAUGAACGACCAGGACCGCACUUCCAUCCACGAGGCCAUGGAGCAGCAGUCUAUCUCCAUUUCCAAGGCUGGUAUUGUAACCUCGCUCCAGGCUCGCUGUACCGUCAUCGCGGCUGCUAAUCCCAUUGGCGGGCGCUAUGACCCCUCGAUGACCUUCUCAGAGAACGUCAACCUCUCGGAGCCCAUCCUUUCCCGUUUCGAUGUCCUCUGCGUGGUCAAGGACGAGUUCGACCCCAUGCAGGAUCAGCAGCUGGCCAAAUUCGUGGUGCAUUCGCACAUGAAGCACCACCCCAGCGAAGAGGAGCAGCCGGACUUGGAGGAGCCGCAGCUGAAGACUGUGGACGAGAUACCGCAGGAUCUUCUGCGACAGUACAUCGUCUACGCCAAGGAGAAUAUACGCCCCAAGUUGACGAACAUCGACGAGGACAAGAUCGCCAAGAUGUACGCCCAGCUGCGCCAGGAGUCCUUCGCCACCGGUUCGCUUCCCAUAACAGUGCGUCAUAUCGAGAGCGUGAUCCGGAUGUCCGAGGCCCAUGCCCGCAUGCAUCUGCGCGAAAACGUGAUGGAGGCAGACGUCAGCAUGGCUAUCCGCAUGAUGCUGGAGAGUUUCAUCGAGGCGCAGAAGUUCAGCGUGAUGAAAAAGAUGCGCAGCACAUUCCAGAAGUACCUUGCCUUCCAGAAGGACCACUCCGAACUGCUCUUCUUUAUCCUGCGCCAACUGACGCUGGAUCAACUAGCCUAUAUCCGCUGCAAGGACGGUCCGGGCGCUACGCACGUGGAGAUAAUGGAGCGGGACCUGAUCGAACGGGCCAAGCAGCUGGACAUUGUCAACCUGAAGCCCUUCUAUGAUUCGGAUCUGUUCCGCACUAACGGAUUCUCCUACGAUCCCAAGCGACGCAUCAUCCUCCAAAUCGUUGUCGAUGGCAACACAGCUUAAGUUUCAGUUUUGUAUUCCAUCUCAUUUAGUUGUAGGGUUCUCAUCUUUUGUUUCGUUACCCCCAUUUUCGAAUUAAUAAAGUUGAAUAUAUUUUUGUAUUUAUAUAACUAA